Ilyonectria robusta is the source of this 639-nucleotide messenger RNA. Its product is annotated as Snf7-domain-containing protein. The record is from RefSeq and is a predicted model, not a curated record. Bases 1 to 639 code for a protein of 212 amino acids. Lineage: Eukaryota; Fungi; Ascomycota; Sordariomycetes; Hypocreales; Nectriaceae. Gene Ontology annotation, cellular component: multivesicular body. Gene Ontology annotation, biological process: late endosome to vacuole transport via multivesicular body sorting pathway; vesicle budding from membrane. The transcript has a single exon.
AUGAACCGUCUCUUCGGCUCCAAGCCCGCGGGCCCCAAACCCACCCUCAACGGCGCCAUCGGCAACCUCGACACGCGCAUCGCCUCGCUCGACACCAAGCUCAAGGCCCUCAACGGCGAGCUGGGCGCCUACCAGGAGAAGCUGUCCCGCAUGCGCGACGGCCCCGGCAAGCAGGCCAUGAAGCAAAAGGCCCUCAAGGUGCUGCAGCGCCGCAAGGCCUACGAGGCCGAGAAGGAGAAGCUCGAGAGCCAGGUCUGGAACAUGGAGCAGGCCCAGAGCAUGCAGGACAACCUCAAGAACGUCAUGACCCAGGUCGACGCCAUGAAGACCACCAACAAGGAGCUGCGCCGGCAGUACGGCAAGAUUGACAUUGACAAGAUUGAGCGCCUGCAGGACGACAUGGCCGAUCUCCUGGACGUUGGCAACGAGAUCCAAGAGAGCCUGUCCCGGGGCUACGACAUCCCCGACGAGGUCGACGAGACCGAGCUGGACGCUGAACUAGAGGCCUUGGGCAUGGAGGUUGAGAUGGACGCCGAAUUUGGUGGUGCCGUCCCCGGCUUCCUCCAGGACGAGGUCGUGCCCGACUUUGUCGAUGAGCCGCCAGAGACCGAGGCCAAGAUGAAGCAGGUUGCCGGAUGA